Molecule: messenger RNA, 1577 nt
Organism: Daphnia pulex (common water flea)
Lineage: Eukaryota; Metazoa; Arthropoda; Branchiopoda; Diplostraca; Daphniidae
Product: glucose-6-phosphatase 2-like
Exons: 6
Coding region: 1-1329 (442 amino acids)
Biological process (GO): glucose 6-phosphate metabolic process; gluconeogenesis
Cellular component (GO): membrane
Molecular function (GO): glucose-6-phosphatase activity
Source: RefSeq, a predicted model, not a curated record
AUGAGAAUGGCAACAACACCGACCAAAGACAUCGAUGCGUGUCAAUGGCGUGCAGCAACUUGGCUGCGGGCAGUCGAUUCAAGGCAACCCGUCGUCAAGGUUGUCCCGCCGGAGCAGGAGAAAGUAUUACGUAGGCCUUUUUACACAGGAUUAUCAAGACCAGUCCCAUUCGUGAUCUGUUUGUUGGCAAACAAACAUCUCCGUUUCUCUCCGUCUAAUAACGAAAUGGCCGAUGAAGAAUCGUUUACCUGGUCGGAAACUGUUUACGAACUCGGUGUGGAUUUAAUAAGUGCGUUACAGUCCACGUUUCCGAACGGCGAAACAUUCUUCAUCGACGUUUCAUUAGUCUUCGACCCCAAAUAUGUUUUCACCAUUUAUUUUCCGAUUUUAUUCGCCCUCCAGUGGGUUGUUGGCAUCCAAGUUUUGGGGACUAUUAUCGUCGUCGAAUGGCUCAAUCAAAUCCUGAAAUGGUUGAUGCAUGGCGAGCGUCCUUAUUGGUGGGUCCACGAGAUGGAAGAGACCCACAAAGCGGAUUUGCAUCCGCACAAAAUUGCGGAGAUUCACCAAUACAGUUCCACUUGCGAAACUGGUCCGGGAAUGCCUUCGGGACAUUCGAUGGCCAUGUCGGCAGCCUGGUAUGUCAUUAUUCACGCCAUCGUCGAGCACGUUGUUGAUCCUUCCAACAUGAGCGCCAAAUUGAAAAUGGAGAGCAAACAAUUGCUUUGGGGUAUUUAUGUCAUCAUUCAAGCACUCGUGAUCUUUUCGAGAUUAUACAUCGCGGCUCAUUUUCCUCAUCAGUGUUUUCUCGGUUUAUUUUUGGGAAUUUGCAUGGCCAAAUUAGCAUUUGGAUCGACCGAAUGGAUCAAUUUCGGUCGCGUUCGAUGGAUUCUAGUUUCGUCCGUCAUCAUGGCCAGCGCACUCGGCACUUAUUCGUUCCUGUUGCUGACUGGAGGCGAUCCUUCGUGGUCAAUCAGCGAAGCUUUGAAAUGGUGUGACAAAGUUGAAAACAUUCACAUCGACACUAUGCCGUUUUACAGUUUGAUGAGAUACAGCGGAGCCGCUUUCGGCCUUGGUCUCGGUUUGACUUCCCGAUUUUUCGUCGCCACGGAUAGAACAAACUUUAGUAGAUUUCAAAUCUUUGCCAACGUCGUGUUAGGACUCGCCUUGGGUUACGCAACCGAUCUGGCUCACGUCGCCAUCCCCAAAACGAAUGAAACUUUUUUUUACACUUUUGAAUUCUUUUUGAACAUAGCAUUUCCUUACGCCGUUAUUGCCUUGGCACCUUACGUGGUCAUGAUUUGCGGUGGCCGCAAAGAAAAAUCCGCGUGAACGCCUUCAAAAAACAUUUUGCCCAAUUUAUUUUAAAUUUUUUCGUCAGUUGAUUAGCAUGAGGUGAAUAAGGUUUCCGUGUGGCAUAUUAAAAAUCAUUUUUAUUUUCAUUCAAUCAUCGAGUCGACGAAUGGCAUAAAAACAAAUGGUUAUUGACUGGUUUUUCUUUGUUAUUGUUGGUUGUAGUGUUUGAUAGGUAACAUUUAUAGUGUGAAAUUUUUUUUAAAUAAAUAGACAAAUUCGUUUUA